Messenger RNA from Diabrotica virgifera virgifera (western corn rootworm), 9280 nucleotides. Its product is annotated as putative zinc finger protein 812. The coding region runs from base 88 to 1638 and encodes 516 amino acids. The transcript is spliced from 6 exons. Gene Ontology annotation, biological process: regulation of transcription by RNA polymerase II. Gene Ontology annotation, molecular function: DNA-binding transcription activator activity, RNA polymerase II-specific; RNA polymerase II cis-regulatory region sequence-specific DNA binding. Gene Ontology annotation, cellular component: nucleus. The record is from RefSeq and is a predicted model, not a curated record. NCBI's taxonomy places the organism in Eukaryota, Metazoa, Arthropoda, Insecta, Coleoptera, Chrysomelidae.
UUUAUCUUUUUUACUUUUUUGCAAGCGUAAACAAAACAACAAAUAAUAAUUGUUACUUCAUUUGUUUGAUUAUGUUUUAAAAUUAAAAUGCCUACUUGCUUGGUUUGCAAAAAGAACGACGUGCCACUAGAUAAAAUCAACGACGACGAGAAUUGGAACAGGUCUAGUACUGCAAAAGCUGAUUUAAAAGAGCUAUUUGGAGAUCAGAUCAAGUAUUAUAUAGCGUAUGAUAGUAGCAUUUGUCAUAAGUGUACGAAUGUUCUUAAGAACACGGCAAAAGUGAAAGCAUAUAUUUGGAAACUUAUGACGCACGAGACUUCCAAUUACAAUACAACAAACAUGCAUAGCUAUUUAUCUAAAUUUGAUGAUGACGAUUAUAGUGAUGAAGACCUGGAAAUGACUGAAAGAACUGCUACACCAAAAUUAUUAGCAAGAGCUGAAACAGAGCCAUAUAAUGAGGCAGAGGAGGAAAAAUUUGCUGAAAGAGAGAGAAUGAAGAGUUUAAGUAGGUCAAAUAGUUAUUACGGUAUAGAAGACCAUCGCACACCAAAGAAGAGGAAAAAAAGAGGAACCGCCUUUCGACUGACGUAUAGGAAAGGUUCUUCAGUGAGGAGUUCGAGUUCCCGCUCUCGAACUAGUUCCAGAUCACGAUCAAGGUCUGUUAGUAGUCGUAAGAGUGUCAGCAGUACUUCAACAGGCGUGACCACAAAAAAUUCCGGAAGGUACUCAUCCCGCUCUCAUUCGACGAAAAGUACACGAACUAUUAAUACGAGAUUAUAUCUACGCGAACAGGCGGAAGAAGGCCGUUUAAAUAUUUAUAGUUACCACUGUACGGUGGAUAAGUGCGAUGUGGGCUAUAAUGACAUGGACUUCAUGGAUCAACACAACGUUUACGAACAUAAAAUGCGCCGUCUCUUCAAUUGCGAAGAAUGUGGCUUAUCAUAUACAACAGCACCACUUUUAAAAGAGCACAAGAUGAAACACUACACGACAUAUUUCUUCUGUCCAUACUGUGGAGAGAAACAGUUUGGAGCGGAUGAUCUGCGUCAACACAUGGACAAACACUCCGAAUAUUCUGUAGAUUGUAAAUACUGUGACAAAUCUUUCUUGAGUUCAACGUUGAGGAACGAACAUUCAAGAAUUAAACACAAAGGAGAGACACAGAAAAAGAAGAAGAGCGAAAGACUAAUUCUAGCCCGGCUCGACAAGCCAAAAUAUACGGAAAAGCGACCUGUGGUAGAUACGUCAUAUAAAGUUAGGUAUUUAGGUACUAAAGAUUAUGAUGUAUUGUAUAUGAAUAAUGAACAAGACAAUGGGAACAAUUAUUCAGUAGAAGUUGAUGAACCAGAAAGUAUUGAAGAAUCAGCGGAUCAAGAUGGCGAGACGGCAAUACAAGAUGGUGCAUCCUCGUCAUCCGUUCUUUCUCGAUUGUCCACAGAUCAAGAAGGCAACAAUACAAUGGAAGAAGUUGCAGAUCCCGAUAGUAACAACGUAACAGAAGAAGCUGCACCAACAGAAGACGCUGCACCAACAGAAGAAGUAGUUGAUGGAAUAGCCAGAAAUGGGGAGUAUUAUUGGUCAGAUGAAAUAGUCAGAAAUUGGAUGGAUUUGAAACAAUCCUUGGUACAUGGGACGUAGCCCUACAUCUAAUGGCCGGUUUCACCAACGACGAAUAGUAGUUUAUUCAAUGAAUAAAGUUAUUCGACCAAUAAAACUGACACAUCUACGUUUCACUAACGUUAAAUAUGACUUUAUUUAUUUAUCACAUAAAUAUUUUCUCUUCGAAUAAAUUGACAAAUGAAUCUCGCUUUAACCCUUUUCUUGACAAACUGAUAUAAAAAUGUGAAAACUGUGUUUUCUUUCUAUUAAUGCCCAUUUAGAAUUAUUUAAAAAUUUAUGAAAUAAAUAUUUCACCUUUAAUUUAUUCCUAAGUACCAAAUUUGAAUUUGUUACAAAUUUGUUAUAUUGCCAAGAAUACCAUACCCCUUGUUAUCACUGAUGGUCCAUGCAUUUUCUAAAGUUUGAACCGAUUGCUCAGAAUAAAGUUGAAAUUUGUUUUAUCUGAGUUCAUGGGAGUGAUCUCGCGUCCCCCCAUUAAAUUUUAGGGAAAUAAAAUUCUUUAAAUAUAAAAAAAAAGUUUGUAAUUUUAAAAUAGAAUUAUGUGUUUAUAAAAUAUAAUUAUUAUAUUCUAAAAUCAAAUCCUUUUAAUUUAGGUAACUCCUUAUUUGUGAUGAUAUGCGUAAAAACAGUUUCCUUUGCCAGUCAGACAAAGUCGCCUACCCCUUCACAUUUUGUGCACUGAAAGAAAGUAGUGCCUGACUUACAAAACAUAUAAAUAAUUUUGUGUACCCUUUUUUUAAACCUAUCUAUCUGCAAAACAAAUAAAAUUGCAUAAAAAUAUUGCAGAGAUAAAAAAAUCUACGUUGGGAAAAAAUAUAACCGUAACUUGGCAAUGUAACAAAGGGCCUAGCCGGGUAAGAUGAUGAAAACUGCCCCCAACUCGAUACAAAUUCCAUAUAGGUCACCGUUUAGCAUAUAUAGUGAAACUAACUUUCUGAAAUUUUUAGCCCCCUAAGUGGUCAUGUGACCCACCUAGAGCCUAAUUAGGGUUUUUAUGAUUUUAUUUUUUAUCUCGGCCGCAUCGAGAACUAGCGAAAAACUUUAAAUAAGCUCUAAUUUUAAAAGUUGUCUCCGAAAUUUUUUUUUUAAUUUUUGGCGGCAAAUUUAAAUUUUAGAACGAUUUUAAAGUUUUAAAUAAGUAUAAAAACAUAACUAAGACAUUCGUUUUCACGAAAAAAAUAUAUAACGUAAUAUUUCACCCUGAAUUUUUUCAAAUUUUUAAAAUUGAUGAAACGCACCUUUAAAAAUAAAAAAACCGCAUUUUUUCGUUUUUAUUUUGUUUUUUGAUACAAUUUUCAUAUUUUUCAAAAAAGGUAACACCAUUACUAGAAUAGGUAAAAAACUGAAAAAUAAUUGGGGUUUGCUUAAUAAAAAUUUUUUGUAAGCCAUCCAUUUUCAAGAUACAGGGCGUUGAAGAAAACAAAAUUUUACACAUUUUAACGAUUUUGCCGAAACUACUGGCAACAUUGUAAUAAAACUUGGCGGGUUUUAAGAGGUAGUUAUAGUGCAUGUUUUGACAUACAAUUAAUGAUUUGAUAUUAUAUGAAAUAAAAUACUACUAUUAGUAGUUUCUACAUCUAUGUACCGGGUGUCCCAAUAAGAAUGGCUCUCGGCCAUAUCUCAGGAACCGUUUAUAGUAGAGCUUUGAAAUAAAAAAUUUUAUAACAAAAGUUGCUUCAGGAAAAGCCUGGAAAUUAUUUUCAUAAUUGUGGGACCACCGCUAGAGGGCGUAAUUGAAUAUCAAAAAUUAAAAAAUCUAAAUUUUACAAAAUUUUCCUAAUGAAGGGGCACUGGAAAUCCGAUCGUCGUAUUCUUCAUAAAAUUCUACGCAUAUCUGAUUUGACAAGUUUAGAUCUACCUUUGGAAAUAAGAGGUGGGGGUGAGUGGGAACCUUGUUAUGAAAAACUGGCUGUGAGUCCGGUUCUGCUUAAUCAAAUUUUGCAAACUUGGUCUUGUUGAAGACAGAUCUUUUUCGUCAAUGUAAAAGUUAUGAUUUCGAACCAACUUACUGAGUAAUAUGCCAGCUAGAAGGCGUUAUUUAAUUUUUUUCAGAAAUCUAGUGUUCCUUGGAAAAUAUUAAAUACAAACAUGCAUUUCUAAUACCAUAUUACAAAAUUAGACAAAAUUAGCAACAGAAUACCGAAAACCGCAUGUUAAUACCUUUUUUCUAUCUAGAGAUAUCUUACAAAACGUGUAAAUUUAAAAACAUAACUGUUACUGUCACCGGUAAACGAAAUUCAUUAAAAGUAGUGUGCUAUGGAAAUAACAAAGAAACAUUUUCCAGCUGUCAAUGUAUAUUAGGUCUUUUCAACCCUUCUCAUUUGUUUCGAGCCUCGUUCAUAUCUCGUAUAUUAAUAUUAUACACGGAUUAUACGGCAUAUGACAGAGGCUCGAAACAAAUGAGAAGCGUUGAAAAGCCCUAUCACAAAGAAAUAAAAACAACUAUUUAGUGAUGACAUAAACGUUCAAAAUUUUGCCCAUCAUUUUCGUUGCAAACAUUUACUCUUUCAAGAGUAGAUUGAACAGCAGUCUCAAUUUCUGCUCUCGAUAUGCUUUGAAUGGCGUUUAGUAUUCUCUGGAUAAUGUAUUCUAGAGUAGUGUAUGAUGGGCAACAAUUUGAAUAUUUAGGUCGUCACUAAGUAGUUCUUUUUGUUCUGUGUUAUAUUUAAUUUUAAUAGUAUUGUUUCUCUUUAUAUUGUUGUUUUAAUUAAUUAUAUUUUUAUACGUUGACAUCUGGAAAAUAUUAUUUUGUUUUUUUCCACAGCACACUACUUUUCAUUAACUUAGUUUACCGGUGAUAGUAACAGUUAUGUAUAAAAUUUACACGUUUCUCGAGAUAUCUUGAGAUAGAAAAAAGGUAUCGACAUGAGGUUUUCGCUAUUAUAUUGCUAAUUUAAUCUAAUUUUAUAAAGUAUGAUUAAAAAUGCAUACUUGUAUUUAAUAUUUUCCAAAGAAAACUAGAUUUCUGAAAAAAAUUUAUUAACGCCUCCCAGCUGGCUUAUUACUUAUUAGGAUGAUUCAAAAUUAUCACGCUUACAUUGAAGAAAAAGAUCUGUCUUCAACAAGACCCAGUUUUCAAAAUUUGAUUUAGCAGAACCGGACUUACAGCCAUUUUUUCAUAACAAGGUUCCCACUCACUCCCACCUCUUAUUUGCAAAGGUAGAGUUAAACUGGUUAAAUAAAAUAUGCGCAGAAUUUGAUGAAGAAUACAAUCGGAUUUCCAGUGCCCCUUCAUUAGGAAAAUUUUGCAAAAUUUAGAUUUUUUUAUUUUUGAUAUUCAAUUACGCCCUCUAGCGGGGGACCCACGAUUAUGAAAAUAAUUUCCAGGCUUUGCCUGAGGCAACUUUUGUUAUAAAAUUUUUUAUUUCAAAGCUCUACUAUAAACGGUUCCUGAGAUAUGGCCGAGAGCCAUUCUUAUUGGGACACCCGGUAUAAAAACUAAUUCGAAUACUUUGGAAGCGUUAAGAUAUUUUAUUUUUUGUCACAAAUUGAACGAGGAAUUCAAAAACGAUUGUUAAUUUGAAAUAUGUCAGUGACGUACUAUCUUUUUUCUUUAAAAAGUUCAGACCAUUACCCCUAUGCGCGCCAAUGAUAAAUAUAAAAUUCUUAAUUGUAUGUCAAAAAAUGCACAACAAUUACCUCUUAAAACUCGCCAGAUUGUAUUACAAUUUUGCCAGCAGUUUCGGCAAAAUCGUAAAAAAUGUGUAAAAUUUUGUUUUCUUCAACAUCUGUAUCUUGAAAAUGGAUGGCGUUACAAAAAAAUUUUAUUAAGCAAACCCCAAUUAUUUUUCAGUUUUUUACCUACUCCAGUGGCGGUGUUACCUUUUUUGAAAAAUAUGUAUAAAAUUGUAUCAAAAAACGAAAAAAAAAGAAUGUGUGGUACUUUGUACGCACAUAAAAGUUAUACUUCUAUUAUAUGAUUUCUUAUACUUUAAACAGUUUGUUUUAAUUUUUUUAAACACCAAACUAAUUUUGUGCUUACCGCUUUCAAAAAAAUAAAAAAAAAGUGUAGGAUUGCUCUGGACUCGAACUCUAGACCUCUCGAUCUCUGGCCGAAUGCUAUACCAAAUACGCUACGAGGACUGUGUCUGUAUCGGUUCGGACGUACCUAAUGAUAAUUUACGGUAACAAACAGACUGGAAGGUGAAGUAUAAUAAAUAUACAAUAAAAUGUUUUUCCACCUACCUCUACCGAAAGUAUACUUUUCCGGACCUGAUUGUAGGGAGCAAAGUUGUACUUUUCCUCCCUAGGGAGGAAAAUAUUUUUCCUCCCUAGGGAGGAAAAGUAAAAGUGACGUCAUGGUAUUUCAUUCAUGAAAUAUAACUUAUUGACGCCCUGUAUAAUAUCUAUUUUCUAUUACGAAGUAUCUAUACAUUUUAACGUUUAUUUAUAAAACAUCCUGUAUUUUGCAGAAUGGUAAAAAACAGUAAAUUGUUAUUUUGAUUUAACAAUGUUUACAUUAAUAAUUUGACUUAUAUUUGACAGUUGACAGUUAUAUUGUACCAACUUGUUGUUUUAGUUCUAAUAAAUUUUGUUGGUUAGUUACAUAAAUAAAUUAAGUACAAAUGAAAAAAUUACUUGUUAUUUGAGGAAGGUGGAAAACCCAUAUGGAUAACAUGGGAGCAAAGUGCCUUUUCCUCCCUUGAAUGAUUACUGCCCUCCGCUACGCGUCGGGCAGUAAACUUCAUUCUCGGGAGGAAAAGUUACACUUUCCUCCCUUGUUAUACAAAUAGCUAUUAAUAAUACUCAUCUUACUCCUGAGGAAGACAAAUCCAAAGACACAAAAAUUAUAAUAAAUAUAUUGACUAAAAACACUAAUAUAUUCUUUUCACACCUUUUCUUGCACUGAUAUAUUUAUACAUAACUUGAAAGAUUCAGCAACUAAAGGCCAUACUGUCUGUGUGCGCAUGCGCGCAGUAUUUUGUUUUUUUUUUAAGUUUAAAGGUGCGUUUCACCAAUUUUAAAAAUUUGAAAAAAUUCAGGAUAAAACAUUAUGCAAAAAUACACGUUAUAUAUUUUUUUCGUGAAAACGAAUGUCUUAGUUAUUUUUUUAUACUCAUUUAAAAUGUUAAAAUCGUUCUAAAAUUUAAAUUUCCCGCCAAAAAUUAAAAAAAAAAUUUCGGAUAGAACUUUUUAAAGCUGACAACUUUUUUGUUUAAAGUUUUUCGCUAAAAGCCUAAUUAGGCUCUAGGUGGGUCACAUGACCACCUAGGGGGCUAAACAUUUCAGAAAGUGAGUUUCACUAUAUUAUAUGCUAAACGGAGACCUAUAUGGAAUUCUAAUCGAGUUGGGGUCAGUUUUCAUCAUCUUACCCAGCUAGGCCCUUUGUUACAUAUGUUUGACGACGUUUUUUGCAGUGGCGGCUAGUGAGGUAGUGCCAUAGAGCCAUGGCACUACCUUGGUAACUAUACAGAAACAUAUUUUUUAUCUUCAAUUCCUGUUAAUUUUUUUGUGUGUAUUUCUUUUGAUCUUCAUAAAUUAUAUAAAAUAUGGCAACUAUGGGCGUAAUACAAUCCCUGCCGAUAGCGGAGAGUAUUCGACAGGAGAAUCUCCUUCGUGCCGAAGUCAGUACCGGCACGAGUAGAGAGAGAAAGAUUUUACGAGCAUUCUAUGUAAGUGACAGAGAAAGAGCUACAUUGGACUAUUAGUAUACCUUAAAAUUAGAAUCUCUGUGCCAGGCACGACGGUAUGAUGUAAGGUCUAUUUAUUUUGAGUUUCUUUAUGUGCUGGUUUGUCGCUUUUAUUAUGUAUAUUUUCUGUUAAAACGUUUUUGUAUUUAUAAUUAAACUUUUAGUGCAUCAUGAUCGUGGGUAUUUUGAUAAUAUUUUGAUUAUUUCUUAAGUUUAAUUUAUUAAUUGACAAUGAAGAUUAGUAUCUUAAAAAAUUUUUUUGGUGGUUUUUCGCUAGAAAAAAAACUACAAAUGUUAUAAGGUGUUGUGGAGCUUUCAAGUUAGCUUUAAGAGGUCACGACGAAAAAGAAAAUUCAGAAAAUAGAGGCAUAUUUAAGGUGCUGGUCAAUUUUAGCGCCAAAGUACCAGAUCUUUCAAAGGUCUACCUUCUCCGGACAUUUAGUUGCUUCUAAUUUAUUUAUGUCGGAGAAGUUUUCUGCUUAUAAGCAUCAGUUUUUCGAAUCAUUUCUUAAUGAAACAUGGAGACAAUUUUAAUUUUUAAGCAAAACUCGGUUUAAAACUGAAUUAGAAGUAAGUACUGUAUUAGCGAGACGAAUUAAGUACUACCUCUGGGGCUGUUUCGCUAUCGGUUUUAUUGUAGAGGGAAGGUUUAAAAAGCACAUUUGAAGAAACUAUUAAACUUUUAAGUAUUUUAAGAACGCUUUCGAUGUUAAAACAUAGUGCUUUAGGUAUGCUAUCUGCAGAAAAGCAUUUUGUAAAUUGUAUUGAUAAUUUUAAUUAUAAAGUCAUUGAAAGCUUUGCAACGAAAAAGUAGAAGAAUGAACUUCAUACAUCGUAAACUUUAAAAGUGACAUUAUAAAAAUUUUUGCAUGUGUGUGAAUAAUGAAAUAGUAUUAUUUUUAUAAAUUGGUAAAUAGAGACUAAAUCGUAAUAACAAUUUUCAAGCACUGUCACUAUCAGCAGUAAAUGCUGGUAGUAGGUUAAGAGGUUUUUAUUAUUAAUUAAUUUACGGAACUCUUUUGAUCAAUGUUGGACAAUUGCUUGGCACCUCAGAUCAAUAAAUUUAAGAUACAUAAGAUAAAAGUAUCCGCGCAUAUUUUUUUAGUUUUUGUUGUCAGUAUACCUUUUUUAACAAUAUCGUGAAUCCAUCACUAAAAAUUUUGGCGGCUGCCCGAGUUCUGGCACUACCUUCUUAAAGUGGUACGAGCCGCCACUGGUUUUUUGAUAGUUCAAUAAACAAAAAAAACAACUAAAGCGUAGACGCUCUAUUUAUAGGAUAAUUGAACAAUAUAAAACAAUCACCAAAAAAAAAUAAAAAAAACACUAUUUUUAUAAAAAAUUAAAAGUUUGUAAAAAGAGUGGAGAACCUUCUCGAAAAUGCAACAGAUGACAGAUGGCAUCAAUUAGAAUUUGUCAGAAAUCGGUAAUAAUAAAAAGAUAAGUUGACUGUUAUUAGUACAAAAUGUGAGUAACAAAAUGCACCUCAAGUCAUCUAGAACUCACCUAGGACCCAAAAUGAAAAUGUUACAAAGUUACGUUGUCAAGAAGAGGGUUAAAUAACAAAGAAAAUUCGUCAGUUUAACUUGAAAGUAUCAAAAUUGUAUUGAAACACAAUAAAAAUUUAAUCGACUAAAAAUGUUAUUCAACGAAUAACUAUUCAUUGAUUUAUUUGUUGGUGAAACCGGUCCCUACUAAAUAUAAAUGCUAUUCGUCAAAUAUCAAAUUUUAUCAAUAUGAUACGAGGUAUGUCAAAAAAAAAUUAUUUCGCUCGAGAGUAAAGUCACUUUUAUUCUUUUAUUAUUUUAGUCCUCGUAUAAAAUUGACAAAAUUUGAUAUCUCACGGUUGGAUCUUACGUUUUAUGUUUAAUUUAGGUUUUAUAUACGCUUUAUAUGUAUAAGAAGUAUGUAAGUACAUACUACCACCGUGAUAGUACAAUUUACAACUUAUUAAGUGGAACUUAAAUAAAAAUAUUUGUUUAUAUUUUAUAUUUUCUCUUAAAAUAAAGUACAUAUAUGUAUAUAUUAAAUAC